Rhizophagus irregularis DAOM 181602=DAOM 197198 is the source of this 996-nucleotide messenger RNA. NCBI's taxonomy places the organism in Eukaryota, Fungi, Glomeromycota, Glomeromycetes, Glomerales, Glomeraceae. The record is from RefSeq and is a predicted model, not a curated record.
AUGAAUCUACUACAUAAAGCUCUUCGUAUAAGACCCUUGUCCGCUGAAGAGUUAGUUAGGAUACCAUCAAGAUUACAGAGAAAUGUUAUUUCCACAACACCUUUUACGCCGAAUCAAGUUGUUAUCCAAGGUGAAAAGAAACAAUCAUUCACCUUUGAUCAUGUCUUUGGUCCGGAAACAACACAAAAAGAGAUUUAUGACAAAACUGUCAUGAAAUUAAUAGACCAAUUCUUAGAAGGAAACAACGUGACUGUACUAACAUUUGGACAUACAUCAUCUGGCAAAUCAUAUACGAUGGGAACAACAGAAAAAUCAACUCAUGAAUCAAAGGGAAUAAUUCCAAGAUCAAUUACAACAUUAUUGUCUUGUGUAAAUUCAACUCAAUAUAAAACACGUAAACCUUUCAUGAAAGUUUCUUUCGUGGAAAUAUAUAACGAUGAAUCAACAGAUUUGCUUUGCGAAGGCGGUGAUAGAAAAUUAAACACUUCUUUAACUGGAUUACAAGAAAUUAGAGUUAAUAGUGCUGAAGAAGUUACGGGCCUUUUAUCCUUAGGACAGUUGAAUCGAAGAUCAAACGCGCAAGAUUUAAAUCGACAUGAUCCUGAUAACUCACACGUAAUUGUUUUUUCUCCAAAAUUAAAUAAACAAUUUGAUGGUGAAUGGGUUACGGUAACAAGUAAAUUUCAUUUCGUUGAUUUAGCUGGUAACGAAAUGGUACGUAGCUUCGGGUUAGAACAUAAAUUAAAAGAACAUUUUACGUCAACCAAUGAAUUAACGACCAAAGUCGCGAUUGGUAAUGCAAUUUGUGCUCUUGGAGAUCCAUCAGAAAAUUCAACAUUUUUACCUUAUAAAGGCAGUAAACUUACUAGAAUAUUACAAAAUUAUCUUUGUAAUAAUAUUCAAGCUUUAAUUAUAGCUUGCGUUUCACCAAUAGAAUAUAAUAUUAAAGAAACUGUUAAUACAUUAGAAUACGCUAAACAUGCUCGUAAAAUAAAA